AUGUUUAUGGGUGUAUCAUUAUCCACAUCCCUACCGUCCCCAUCCCCAUCAUCAUCACCAUCAUCACCACCAUCACCCCCAUCAUCCCCAUCCUCAUCAAAACCAUCAUCAUCCUCACCACCAUCACCAUCCCCAUCCUCAUCAAAACCAUCAUCAUCCCCGUCAUCACUGUCCUCAUCAACACCAUC
Molecule: messenger RNA, 188 nt
Organism: Leptonychotes weddellii (Weddell seal)
Lineage: Eukaryota; Metazoa; Chordata; Mammalia; Carnivora; Phocidae
Source: RefSeq, a predicted model, not a curated record